ACGCAUUGACAAUGCAACGCUAACCGAUCAGCACGGACCCGAGCGGGAACAUGGGAACGAAAACGUCGUCUUCCUCCUCCUGUUCAUUUGCUACCCGAAACCGAGGAAAGAUCCUUUCCUUUUUCUUUCAAGGCCAGCGGAAGUCAAGAGGGUAGAAGGAAAGAGAGAAAGAAAGUGAGCUAAGUGGGAGGAAAAGAAAAUCAAGAAGGGAAUCGUUCCCCCCUUUUGUUUGGGAUUUUUCUUGGUUUUUUUUUUUUUUUUCUGGGAAGUGGGAAUAUGUCGGGGGAAGUUCAUCGUACUAUUCUUGGGUAACAUCUGUGCGGGAGCGAUUCUGUUUGUCCUGAAAAUGGGUAGGCAACGAUCGCUGAGGAGUAAAGCUGCGCAUUUCGUCACUGACCUCACCACUGUUCUUCUCAACCCAAUCUCUGAUAAACCCUCCUCCAAGCCCUCUCCUCCCUCUCAAUCUCCUGAUAAUGCCAGUGACUCUAGAAGAAGCCAACUAGAUUCAAUCAGAGAAGAGGGUUCAGAAGAUUUAGUUGGUGGUCCCGAUACAUCAUCUUUCACAGCAUUUCUUUACUCUCUAUUGACAUCAUCUGAGCCUGGAGACGAUCCCAAUGUUGAAGGGAAAAAUGAUAAUGGGCAAGUGAACAGUGGAGUGGUUGCUGCAUCAAAAGAAGCAUCUGACGUGCCUAGGAAGGAAAGUGGUGGCAAGAAAAGCUUGUUCUCCAGAGGGAAGCAAUCAUUGGGUAAAGCUUUUAACCAGGCAGCAAAGAUUGCUGGGUACCGGAAUCAAGAACAGAAAGGCGAUGGUGACAUGAAAUGUAGCGAUGUAAAUGAAGUUAUGCUUCCUGGAGCUGAGAUGAGGCGUUUGCAGAAUGAGACAGAGCCUGUGGCGCUGACUGAUGUUCCAGAUACGUCAGAACCUUCAUUGCUGCUUUCAGAGAAAACACGUAAUGUACUUUAUACAUCACUUCCUGCACUCGUUCAGGGGAGAAAAUGGUUGUUGCUGUACAGUACAUGGAGGCAUGGAAUAUCACUUUCCACUUUGUAUAGAAGAAGCAUGCUUUGGCCUGGUCUUAGCUUGCUGGUAGUUGGGGACCGUAAAGGUGCAGUAUUUGGCGGCUUAGUCGAGGCACCACUUAGACCAAACAAUAAGAGAAAAUAUCAGGGAACGAAUAGCACUUUUGUUUUCACAGAUGCACCUGGUCAUCCAGUUGUAUACCGCCCUACAGGGGCCAAUCGGUAUUACACUCUGUGCUCCUCUGACUUUUUAGCGAUUGGUGGGGGUGGCCACUUUGCAAUCUAUUUGGAUGGCGAUCUGUUAAAUGGAUCGAGCUCAGUAUCAGAAACAUAUGGGAAUCCUUGUCUUGCACGUUCUCAAGACUUUGAAGUGAAGGAAGUUGAGUUGUGGGGCUUCGUAUAUGCUUCCAAGUACGAAGAGAUGCUCGCUCUUAGCCGAAUGGAGUCCCCUGGCAUUUGCCGAUGGUAACCUUUUGAAUCACGAGCUAAACUUUCCGAUAACUAGUCACCUGAAGCGUGGUGCUUGGGGAGUACCGAUUACAUUUGAUUGUGUAUAUUUUCGCUGGCGCUGGAUGAUGAAAUGCUUGCCCAGACCUGGUGCACCGUAGAACGUGAUCACAAUGACCAAUCGCCCGAGGUCCCGUGUGUGUCUUAUUGUAAGGGUUGGGAUGAUCACACAUCCAGUCCAUUUUGAGUGAAUGUUGAUUUGCACCUACUAAGCCUUGUUUCUAUCUGUUGUAUAGUCCUUUACAUGUUUUGCAUCUUACCCUGUAUGUAGCAGGAGUGCACCAAAACUCAGAGUCCGGCAUUGUGUUUGUUUUCUUUUUUGUCUUAUAUCUGUAAAUAUUUGGUUCCUCUUUUCCUUUUUCUUUUCUUUUUUCCUAGAUGCUUUUAUC
Rhodamnia argentea is the source of this 1916-nucleotide messenger RNA. RefSeq names its product oxidation resistance protein 1. Bases 347 to 1489 code for a protein of 380 amino acids. Lineage: Eukaryota; Viridiplantae; Streptophyta; Magnoliopsida; Myrtales; Myrtaceae. The transcript has 8 exons. The record is from RefSeq and is a predicted model, not a curated record.